AUGCCAAUUAAUGAGAGUUCGGCACAGGCUAAAAGGUUACAACAAGUACAAAUAGAGGCAAGAGAAAAUAUCAAACUAGCCCAGAAGAAGCAGAAAGAAAGAUACGAUGAACAAGUAAAGGAUACACAGUUCCAUAUCGGGGAUAAGCUUGAAGAACAGACCCCUCUAAGGUUCUUACCACCUUACGAUACAAACGAUCUUUGGGAGACAGCUCUAAGUAAAGUAGUUUAUAAAUGUCAAGAAGCCAUGAAAGACAAACAUCGCAUUCGGUUAUUAGCAAAUUCGUACUACCUAGGAGCCAAACGAGUUCUGGAAAUAUUCAGAAGAAACCCAGAACAAAUAUACCGAACUCGAAAAAUAUUCCUACACUUUUUGGACGGUCUCACCGAUGAAGACUACAAUAAUAAGUUCUUACCAUAUACCCAGACCAGUCUAGACUUCGUUACCUUGGAUAUGAGAAACUCAUUUAACACUUUGGAUGACCUCGCUUCUUAA
Molecule: messenger RNA, 495 nt
Organism: Dentiscutata erythropus
Lineage: Eukaryota; Fungi; Glomeromycota; Glomeromycetes; Diversisporales; Gigasporaceae
Source: the annotation of a GenBank genome assembly